Molecule: messenger RNA, 2294 nt
Organism: Cydia strobilella
Lineage: Eukaryota; Metazoa; Arthropoda; Insecta; Lepidoptera; Tortricidae
Gene: Serinc
Product: probable serine incorporator
Exons: 12
Coding region: 162-1547 (461 amino acids)
Cellular component (GO): membrane
Source: RefSeq, a predicted model, not a curated record
UCUGUCAAAAGGGAAAGUACGUCAUACGUGAAUCAAUACUGAUUACUUACUUUACUUCUAGUAAUUCUAGUUAUAGUUUAAAGUUAUUGCUGCAUUAUUUUGCCGUUUUCAAUGCUAUCUAGUUAAAGUCGAGAUUGGCAUAAUCAUAAAAAAAUUGCAAAAUGGGAGCCGUCUUGGGCCUUUGUUCGGCGGCGCAGCUGGCGUGCUGCUGCGGCAGCGCCGCUUGCUCGCUGUGCUGCUCGGCGUGCCCGUCGUGCGCCAACUCCACCUCCACGCGGCUCAUGUACACCCUGAUGUUGCUGCUGGUCAUGGUGGCUGCAUGCAUCACUCUGGCUCCUGGACUCAAAACAGAACUACAAAAAGUGCCUUUUUGUGCUAAUUCAACAGGAGUCGUACCGGCAAAUUUGAAAGUAGACUGUAAUAAUGCAGUUGGCUACCUUGCAGUUUAUAGAAUUUCUUUUGCGCUGUGCAUGUUCUUCGUUCUGAUGGCAUUGAUAAUGAUAGGUGUGAAGUCGUCUAAGGAUCCUCGCACCGGCAUACAAAAUGGUUUUUGGGGCAUCAAGUUCCUGGUGGUGAUCGGAGGUGUAAUCGGCGCGUUCUUCAUCCCCGAGGGCUCGUUCGCGUCCACGUGGAUGGUGUUCGGCAUGAUCGGCGGUUUCUGCUACAUCAUUAUACAACUGGUGUUGAUUAUUGAUUUUGCGCAUUCGUGGGCGGAGAAAUGGGUUUCGAAUUACGAGGAGUCGGAGUCGCGCGGGUGGUACGCGGCGCUGCUGCUCGCCAUGCUCACGUGCUUCACGCUCGCUCUCACCGGCAUCGUGCUCUUGUUCCUCAACUUCACGCAGGCGCAGGAGGCCAGCUGCGGCCUGUCCAAGUUCUUCAUCUCGAUCAACCUGAUCCUGGUGGUGAUCGCGAGCGCGAUCUCCAUCCUGCCGGCGGUGCAGGAGCACAACCCGCACUCGGGCCUGUUGCAGUCCUCGGUGGUGUCGCUCUACGUCAUGUACCUCACCUGGUCGGCCUUGUCCAACUCGCCGACACCCUGCAACAGUCUCAUCGACCCUAACAAUGAUCGUAAAGAAGAUGCUUACUGGGCGGCGUCGUUCGACAAGCAGGCCAUCAUCGGGAUGGUGAUCUGGGUGUGCAGCGUGCUGUACUCGUGCGUGCGCACCGCCUCCAACUCCUCUAAGAUCACCAUGUCGGACCACAUUCUUGCCAAGGAAGGCACAGGGCAAGGAGGGCUCAUUGCUAACGAAGGGUAUGAUUCCAUAGAGAGCGCGGGCGCGGACGGCGGCGAGGCCGGCGAGGCCAAGGUGUUCGACAACGAGGGCGACGGCGUGGCAUACAACUGGACCUUCUUCCACGUCGUGUUCGCGCUGGCCACCCUUUACUCCAUGAUGACGCUCACCAACUGGUUUAACCCGAGCUCGCAGCUCAUGAAAGAGAACGUGGCCUCGAUGUGGAUCAAGAUCUCCUCCUCAUGGCUCUGUGUGGGGAUCUACAUAUGGACCAUGGUCGCUCCAGCUAUCUUCCCAGAUCGCGACUUUAGUUAAACUUCCCCUAUUUGUAAUCUAUACAUAUGUUCUUAUUAUUUGAACGCUUACAAAAAAAAAAUGCUAUUGAGAUGAAAACUUGUUUAGGGAUCUCAUCAACCAAACAAUAUUGCGAAUCCAAAAGCGUAAAACUAACUUUUUUUUAUGGGAUACUUAUGUAAAACACAUCCAUUUUUUGUGUAAGAAGUCAGAAAGUAGCAACAAGUGUUACGGUGGCUCUAGAUUGAAAAUUUCUUGAAUGCCUGUUACAGAUAAUGUUUCUCACCCCAGGUGGAUGAAGAUUCUUCAGACAAAUAAACAGACACGACAAUAUAGGUCCCACGGUCGCCACAAUCGUGCACACAGCCGAAGUGGCAUAGCAUGAACUUUACUCUAUAUUACCAUUAUAUUGCCAGCAUUUUUCAUCACACAUGAAACAUAUUUUUGUCUAUAGUAUUACGAGUUGUAAUUAUCGGAGACCUGUGUUAUUCACUAUUACAACUGCCUAUUAGUUUUUUUAAUUAUACGUAUUUUAGACAUACUUGUUCAUUUUAAUAUAAAUAUAAAGGCGUGUGUUCAGAAUUGUGAUUGCGUUGGCUAGCGAGCAAUUCGUGAAAGAGAGACGAGAAGCCGCCACAGAUGUUAGUUUGCGUAACUAUUUACUUAGUUAAGCGUUUUGUGGCCAGACUGCACGUCGAAUAGAUCAUGGCAAAAGCGACUUACGUGCUUUCUAGUAAGGUCCAACUUCGCGUUUGGCAGUUAAGUAGA